Ectocarpus siliculosus is the source of this 1512-nucleotide messenger RNA. The record is from the annotation of a GenBank genome assembly. NCBI's taxonomy places the organism in Eukaryota, Phaeophyceae, Ectocarpales, Ectocarpaceae.
AUGGGGAGCUAUGCCAAGGCCUUCGAGAUUCCCGAGGAGUUCCCCGCAAUCCUGCGGGAGUUCGCGAAGGAGGCCAUUCGAGAACAACCCGCCGAUAUCUACCGGUUUGGCUACGAAUACUUCGCAAAGCUUUCAUCCGUUGCGGAAAAGGACGUCAUCGUCGAACAGCCCGCCCCUGUCGAAGGUACUAUUGGCGGGGUCGACGACAGCCAACCAGGAGAGUCCAACGAUGACCUGGGCGUCAUCACACUCGGCGUGAAUGAGGUGGAAACUCAACAGACGGAAGAGGGACCGGGCGGUGGCUCCAACGACAUGUCUCAGGACGUCCUGAUGGACCGCGUCGCGUUACUUUUCCAGGAGGCGGACACAGACGGAAAUGGGACUUUAUCAAGGGUAGAGUUUCAACAGGUGCUUGAGAUGUUCGCGGCAGACAUUGGUGGCCUGUCAACGAAGCACGUGUUGAAGAUCAUGGCCGAGGCAGACAACAACGACGACGGGGUUAUCGAGUACAAAGAGUUCCUCCCGAUCGCUAUCGAACUCAUCCAGGCUAUAAUGGCGACCGAGCAGUACUCGGAGAAUAAGCUCAUACGGAAGAAACGCCAUUCGGCGAAAAUGGAUGUGGAGAACUACCUCAUGAAGGGGCUGCCACGGCACGAGCUUGAAAAUUCCAUACAGGAGAUCUUCCGCGGAGCCGACGGAGACGGCAGCGGAGCUCUGGACCGCGCGGAGUUCAUCCGGUGUCUCAAGGAGUCGGGCUUGGGCUUCACGCGACAGGAGCUCAACCUUGUCCUCACUCUCAUCGACGAAAACGGCGACGGGGUCAUUGACUAUCAGGAGUUCUUGCCUGUGUGCUUCUCCAUGAUCGUCGAGAUCCUAAGCGACAAGGUCCAAGAGAUCCCCGAGGAAGAGAUGGCACUUCGCGAGCGCGUCUACAGCAUCCUAGUUGAGGCCAACGGGGGCGACGAGCACAUGACCUCCUUGGGUGCCUCGGAGUGCCUCUACAACGCCGGGUUAGGGCUGCGGUACGUGCAGGUGCCGGCGAUCAUGUCCGCGGUCACGGUCAGCGAGGCCGGAGUGGUGGCGGCGAAGGAAGUAGCCGACGCCGUGGCGGGGGUGAUGUGCGCGCUGAAGCAGCUGGAGAGCCGACAGCACGAGAGCGCGGAAGACGAGUGCGUGACCGAGUUCAGGGCCUCGCGGCAGGCCGAGGGCUUGGCCAAGGUUGCCGGUCUGAGUGCGGACGAGUUUACGCGCAAGCUCGGAGACGAGUUUAGGGCGAAGAAAGAAGGCGACGACGAGACUUUCUCAACUAAGGACACCCUCCGUGACGUCAUGAGGGAGACCUUCCCCGAGCUAGAGGCGCGGCAGCUGCACGCGCUAGAGAGCCUGGCGGACCAGAGGGGAGACGGCCGCUGGGGCUUCGCGAACAUCGAAAAGUGGGGCUUCAGGACUUUGCAGGAGGUCCAAGACCAGCACAUUCUCUUAAAGUCGAUCAAGCCGCCGCGAGGCGGGUAA